Molecule: messenger RNA, 3093 nt
Organism: Fusarium graminearum PH-1
Lineage: Eukaryota; Fungi; Ascomycota; Sordariomycetes; Hypocreales; Nectriaceae
Exons: 3
Coding region: 1-3093 (1030 amino acids)
Molecular function (GO): protein binding
Source: RefSeq, a predicted model, not a curated record
AUGACUGCUGACCACCGCUCGAUAUGCAAGUUUGACACACCUCAAGACCCCAACUAUAUACUCCUACGAGACGCACUCGCCUCUACUGUGAGCAAAAUUGCCACGGCAAUUCCAGAGAAGAAGCGUGAGAGGACCAAAAAUCUCAAGAAGUACCUCGAAGUUUCGGAUUUGUUGGAUGACGAUCUUGCAAAUGUCUGCGAAUCUCGGAUGCGCGGGUCGUGCGAAUGGAUUUCGUACAAAGCCAGUUAUGCCGGAUGGAAGGACGGGGAGUACGGAAAUGACAGAACGCUAUGGAUCAAGGGCAAGCCAGCAACUGGAAAAUCUGUUCUUGCCGGCUAUGUCAUCGAUCAGCUCAAGGGGUCCGGCCAGGCUUGCAGCUACUUCUUUUUCAAACAUGGAGACAAGUCCAAGGCUAACCUAGGUCGUUGUCUCCGAUGUCUGGCUUUUCAGAUGGCGAUCUCCAAUGCCGAAGCCAGUGAUGCCAUCCUAAAAAUGCAGGCGGAUGGUAUCUGCUUCAAUGGCGUCGACGAACGUACUCUGUGGAGAAUCCUCUUCCUUUCCGGAAUUUUUCAGGCCGCAAUGACUCGACAUUACUGGGUCAUCGAUGCUCUGGACGAGUGUUCCAACCCUCCGGUCCUUUUGAAUGCCAUUCUUUCCAACAUGGACGAAUCUAUACCACUGAGAAUUCUUGUCACAAGUAGGGAUACGGUCGAGCUGGACCAAGGUUUCUCGGCCAUUCCACCCAACCUGGUCCAGUUCUUGCCAAUCUCGGUAACAGAUACAAAAUCAGAUCUCAGACUUUUGAUUGAGAGGAGGACCCAGGCCUUGGGAGUCGUUAAACCUAACGAUCGGGGUAAACUGGCCGAGAAGAUUUUAGACAAAUCUAAGGGGUCUUUCUUGUGGACAAUUUUGGUACUUGAGGAACUCCUACGUUGCCACAGCAGAAAGGAAAUUCACCAGAUUCUUGAAGACGUGCCAAGAGGCAUGGGAUCACUGUACAAGCGGACUCUAGACUACAUGUCACAGGUCACUCGCGGAAAGGAGCUGACCAAAACCAUCCUCAUGUGGGCAGCAUGUGCGGUUCGACCAAUAUCAAUUAGCGAAUUAGACGGUGCUCUGACCCUGGACAUCCACGACUCAUUCCCGAACUUGGAGGAGAGCAUCGCCGCGCUCUGUGGUCAAUUGGUGGUCGUGGACAAAUAUGGGCGAGUCAAUAUGGUGCAUGAAACUGCCAGAGAAUUUCUUGUAGCUGGCGGACUAGAGUCUGAAUUCUCCAUAGAGAAAACUAAGGCGCACACACGAAUGGCUGAGGUGUGUCUCAGCUACCUCGUCGGAGAAGAAAUGAAACCUCCAAGGACCAAGCGGCGCCGUUCUUCGGCAAACUUACCAACAAGACUAGAUUUCGCCAUCUAUGCAUACACAGCAUACUCAUAUCACCUCUCGAAGGCUGAUCCAUUGGCGACAGAGGCGUUCCAGCUUGUCACGCGGUUCCUCAAAUCCAACGUACUUACUUGGAUCGAAACGAUUGCCGAUUCCCAAAAUCUCACUCAUCUCAUCCGUGCCUCAAAACACCUCAAAACCUACGUGGAUAGAUGCGCCGUUGAGCGUUCACCACUAGACCCUCAGAUGCGGGCGCUACGACAGUGGAGUACGGACCUUGCUCGGAUUCCUGCCAUGUUUGCCAACGUCCUCACGGUGUCACCGUCAGCAAUAUACUCGUUGAUACCGCCAUUCUGUCCCACUGAAUCUAUGGUAUACAAAACCGGAGGCUCAAAUCAGAGGCUCGCAGUGCUUGGCACUUAUAACAAGCAAUGGGAUGACAGGAUGCUGUGCAUCGAUUUCCACCAGGGUCAACCAAGAGCUUUGCGCUAUGGAGACGAGUUCCUGGCCGUCGCUCUCAGUUCAGGAGCUGUCGUAUUGUACCACGCUACAUCCUACCAGGAGUACAAGGUCUUAAAACACGGUGAAGCUGUUAACUUCAUUGCUUUCAAGACCAAAACUGACCUUGUAGCAACCUGUGGUAUCAAGACGACCAAGAUCUGGGACAUCAGAAAGGGGCAAGUGGUAGACAGCCUCAUGAGCCCUCCGCGUCCGCUGGGAAUGGAAUUCGAUGGAGAUAUGCUUUUGAUUGCAAGUCGAAACAACUACAUUGAGACUUGGAAUUUGGGACACGACGCCCAGGCGGAGUCGGUGCGGAGGCCAUGGAGUGGUGCCAAUACGCCAGAUACGAACCAAAUGCCUCUACGGGGAACCCCAUGCGCACUAACUCUCUCUACCAGCCACGGAAUGCUUGCUGUCGCCUACAGCGGCCAACCCAUCACACUAUGGGACAUGGAAGAGGACACUUACGCUGGUAAAUGUGGCAAGAAACUCUCCAGUGGAGAGACGUGCACGCAUGUCGUCGUCGCGCUUGCUUUCAAUCCCAAUCCCGACAUAAACCUUCUCGCAGUCGCAUAUCUCGAUGGUGAUCUCGCCCUCCUUGACCCCUAUACCGACCGGCAGCUGGAAUGCUUUCGUGCCAAUUGCCAAACCCUCUCUCCAAGCCCUAAUGGGCGUUUCCUCGCAGCGGGUGGUGCAAAUGGGAUUGUCCACGUUUACGAAUUUGAUACGUUCAAACUUCUCUAUCGGGUCAAGUCCUCUAACUCCUAUAUCAAGCAGCUUGCUUUUGCCAGAGACAGUAUGCUUCUUGCCGAUAUACGAGGCACCCAGUGCACUGUUUGGAAACCUGAAGCUCUGUUGCGAGAGUCCCUCGGUGAUGAUAGCAGCGGGCUCACUUCCACUACAGUGGUCGAGACGCUUUCCAUGGAAGCUAAAGCGAAGAUUACUGCCAUGGUGGUCCAUCACACAUUCGCAGUCGUCUUUUAUGGAAAGGACGAUGGGUCAGUCGUCCUGAUCCAAAAGUCAGCAGACAAAGGUUGGCUCAGCGAUCCGACUGUACUCUUCAAGUCCCACCUCGACUCUGAGAAGGCAAUCACAGAUGUGCUAGUAGGAGAAAUAGCGGCCAAGUUCCUGGUAUCAACUCGCGAGUCUGAUUAUUUGUUCAACUUGGAUAACGGCAAACAACGUCAAAGCCUGCGCCUACUGCUGGAGUGA